Messenger RNA from Ochotona princeps (American pika), 369 nucleotides. RefSeq names its product family with sequence similarity 237 member B (gene FAM237B). The transcript has a single exon. Lineage: Eukaryota; Metazoa; Chordata; Mammalia; Lagomorpha; Ochotonidae. The coding region runs from base 1 to 369 and encodes 122 amino acids. The record is from RefSeq and is a predicted model, not a curated record.
AUGGGUUCUGCCCCGAGGAGGUGGUUCUCGCUGCCCCUGAGCUGCCUGCUGCUCCUCAGCCUGGCCCGCGCCGACCUGGCCUCUCAGAAGGGCGUGCUGGCCAGCGUCAGCCCCGGGCUCACGGAGGACGUGGACCUCCAGUGCUGGAACGCCUGCUCCCUGACACUCAUCGACCUCAAGGAGCUCCGCAUAGAACACAACGCGGAUGCCUUCUGGAACUUCAUGCUCUUCUUGCAGAAAUCCCAGCGGCCCGGCCAUCACGACGUCUUUUUGCACAUGGCCCAGGAUUUCUGGGACAUGUACAUCGACUGCCUGCUGUCCAGAUCUCACGGCAUGGGCAGAAGACAGGUGACGGCUCCCCGGGCGUAA